Molecule: messenger RNA, 1447 nt
Organism: Cariama cristata (Red-legged seriema)
Lineage: Eukaryota; Metazoa; Chordata; Aves; Cariamiformes; Cariamidae
Product: calcium-dependent secretion activator 2-like
Exons: 15
Biological process (GO): positive regulation of exocytosis; dense core granule exocytosis; synaptic vesicle exocytosis
Cellular component (GO): glutamatergic synapse
Source: RefSeq, a predicted model, not a curated record
GCCAGAUGGAAUUGGAACAGUAUCUGUUGAAGAGAAAGAAAGGUUUGAGGAAAUUAAGGACAGACUUUCCUCCCUUUUGGAAAACCAAAUAAGCCAUUUCAGAUACUGUUUCCCUUUCGGACGUCCUGAAGGAGCUUUAAAAGCCACACUUUCAUUACUUGAAAGGGUUUUAAUGAAAGAUAUUGCCACUCCCAUACCAGCAGAAGAGGUGAAGAAAGUGGUUAGAAAAUGUCUGGAGAAGGCUGCCUUGAUCAAUUACACUCGACUUACAGAAUAUGCCAAAAUAGAAGCAACAGCAGAAAAGGACUCAGAAACCAUGAACCAAGCAACACCUGCUAGAAAACUGGAAGAGGUUCUUCACCUUGCAGAGCUCUGUAUUGAAGUAUUGCAGCAAAAUGAGGAACAUCAUUCAGAGGGAAGAGAGGCGUUCGCUUGGUGGCCAGAAUUAUUGGCUGAGCAUGCAGAGAAGUUUUUGUCUCUGUAUUCUGUUGAUAUGGAUUCGGCACUCGAGGCACAGCCGCAGGACUCCUGGGACAGCUUCCCACUUUUCCAGCUGCUGAAUAACGCCCUCAGAAAUGACACAUUUUUGUGCAAUGGAAAGUUUCACAAGCACUUGCAAGAAAUUUUUGUUCCCAUGGUCGUCCGCUACAUUGAUCUCAUGGAAUCAUCACUUGCCCAGUCCAUUCACAGAGGUCUUGAACAAGAAUCAUGGCAACCUGUCAAGAGCAUCAGCAACAGUCUUCCUAAUGUAGCUCUUCCAAAAGUUCCAAGUUUGCCUCUUAAUCUUCCACAAAUACCUAGCUUUACUACACCAACCUGGAUGACUUCUUUGUAUGACUCCACCAAUGGCUCAGCCACAUCGGAAGAUCUUUUCUGGAAACUGGAUGCUCUGCAGAUGUUUGUUUUUGAUCUUCACUGGCCAGAACCAGAAUUUGCCCACCAUUUAGAGCAGAGACUUAAACUCAUGGCCACUGACAUGAUAGAAGCCUGCGUUAAAAGAACAAGAAUUGCAUUCGAACUCAAGCUGCAAAAAACAAACAAAUCAACAGACUUGCGUAUCCCUUCUUCUCUGUGUACCAUGUUUAAUGUCUUAGUUGAUGCCAAAAAACAAACAGCUAAACUCUGCAUACUGGAUGGGGGGCAAGAGCAACAAUACCAUUCAAAAAUAGAUGACUUGAUUGAAGAAACUGUUAAGGAAAUUAUUUCUCUUCUUGUUUCAAAGGUUGUUUCGGUGUUAGAAGGUGUGCUGUCUAAAUUGUCAAGAUACGAUGAAGGCACUUUCUUCUCAUCAUUAGUUUCAUUCACUGUGAAAGCAGCUGCAAAAUAUGUUGAUGUUCCCAAACCAGGGAUGGAUCUAGCAGACACCUACAUUAUGUUUGUUCGACAAAACCAGGAUAUACUUCGAGAAAAGGUCAAUGAGGAAAUGUACAUAGAGAAGUUAUUUGAU